Melitaea cinxia (Glanville fritillary) is the source of this 1529-nucleotide messenger RNA. RefSeq names its product transmembrane protein 19. The transcript is spliced from 5 exons. The record is from RefSeq and is a predicted model, not a curated record. Gene Ontology annotation, cellular component: membrane. Lineage: Eukaryota; Metazoa; Arthropoda; Insecta; Lepidoptera; Nymphalidae. Bases 88 to 1122 code for a protein of 344 amino acids.
AGUUAUUCUGGUAUGCAUAAGGUGUCAUUACAACAACGGUACCCUUGCAAAAAUUUUAUGAUUGAUCUAAUUAAUGUGUAACUGAAAAUGUCUAUAACCGAUGAAAAACCAGUAACCCUCGAGAAGAUGGGAUUAAAAAACAAUCAUAUUUUAACUGUACUUCUUAUUUCAUUUGCUAUACCACUGUCGAUGUCGAUGUGGAUUAUAAAUAUAAUUUAUUCCAAACUAGUGUUAAACAACGAGGGAUUGGAUGAACCAGUUAUAAUAUCGCCAGCGAGGUGGUUAGCUGCCUGCUUAAUACCUAUUCCUAUUGCAGUGUCAGGUUACAGAAAAAAAAGUAUUAAUUUAAGUGGAGCACUGUUAGGGCUAGUUGUAGCCUUUCUGUUGACUUUGUCUAACUAUUGCUUUUUGGUUGACUUAAUAGUUUUUUUUUUGUCAUCUUCUAAAGCAACUCGUUUUAGACCUCAUUUAAAACGUAAGAUUGAAAAAGACUUUAAAGAAGGUGGUCAAAGAAAUUGGGUUCAAGUACUUUGUAAUGGUGGUAUGGCAACUCAACUAGCACUACUGCAUUUAUUAGAUGUCGGUGCGACAGAGCGACCAAUUGAUUUCGUACAUAACUAUAGAGCUUCUUGGCUCAGUGUUGGUGUACUAGGUGCUUUUGCUUGCUGUAAUGGUGAUACCUGGGCCUCAGAAUUGGGGACGGUGUUAAGUACAUCUGAUCCAGUCCUUGUAACAUCAUGGAAAAAAGUGCCCAAAGGAACAAAUGGAGGAAUUACUCUCAUUGGAACAAUCUUUAGUACUCUUGGAGGACUUUUGAUUGGAUUAUCUCACUAUAUAACUAUUCUGUACUUUGCAGACAGAGCCUUAUUGUCAUAUGCGCCUCCACAGUGGCCUGUCAUAUUGUAUGGUGGCUUGGCUGGUUUUUUAGGCAGCUUUAUUGAUUCUAUACUUGGUGCAACACUCCAAUAUUCUGGUUUAGAUAAGGAUGGAAAAAUUGUAUCAUAUUCAAGUUUAGCAGUAAAACAUAUUAGUGGAAGAAAUAUAAUGGACAAUCAUAGCGUCAACUUACUUUCAACUAUAAUAAUAGGACUAUUAAUGCCUACUAUUGUUAAAAAUUUAUAGUUUUUACAAAAAUGUUAUAUAAUAUGUUUACUUAAUUCAAUUAUUAUUUAUUUGGGUUUCACAAAAUUGCACGUAUCUACCAUUUUCAUAGUCACUGUACAUUUCUAUUUUUUUAUAACUUACUUAUCAAAGAGUUUCUGAGUAGGUACUUAUAAUAAAUAUUUAAAAAUAAUGAAUUUAUAUUAAAAAAAAUUGUAAGUUUUUACAAAAUAUUUUUGUCAGUCAGUGUACUUAAUUUUUUGUGACUAAUUAAAUUACUGCUUUGCUCAGUGCAAUAUGUAAUGAGACAAGUCAAGGUUAAUAAACAAGAUAAACUAUAUCUCCAGAGGUUAAAAUGACAACUGCAUAUGAGUUAAUCGUUAUUGAUAUGUAGGAGUUAUUUAAUGAAUAAAAUUAUUGCAAAUAAA